AGAUAUUAAACAUGGAAGAUGACUCAAAUUGGUACCGCGCUGAAUUAGAUGGCAAGGAAGGCCUUAUCCCUAGUAAUUAUAUAGAAAUGAAAAAUCAUGACUGGUACUAUGGUAGAAUAACACGUGCUGAUGCGGAAAAACUCCUCUCCAACAAACAUGAAGGUGCAUUUUUAAUUCGUAUAAGUGAAUCAAGUCCUGGUGAUUUUUCAUUAUCUGUCAAAUGUCCUGACGGUGUUCAGCAUUUUAAAGUUUUACGUGACGCACAGGGUAAAUUCUUCCUUUGGGUGGUUAAGUUUAAUUCCUUAAAUGAAUUAGUUGAAUAUCAUCGAACGGCAAGCGUAUCGCGAUCACAAGAUGUUAAAUUAAGAGAUAUGAUACCAGAGGAGAUGCUCGUACAAGCAUUAUAUGAUUUUGUGCCACAAGAAUCCGGCGAAUUGGACUUUAGACGCGGCGAUGUCAUCACCGUCACAGAUCGUUCUGACGAGAAUUGGUGGAAUGGCGAGAUUGGCAAUCGAAAAGGCAUAUUCCCAGCAACCUAUGUAACGCCAUAUCAUUCAUAAUAAACUUCAGUGGGGGGAUAACGAUAUUAUAUCAACAACUAAACAAAAACAACACAAAUUUAAAUACACACAAAAUGCGUUUAUAUACAAUACAACUACACAUACAACACAUCCACACAUAAACUCACCAUUAUUGCCACCAACACCAACUACGUAAAAAUUCAAAAAAAGAGAAAGAAACCAAUUUGAUUAUGUUGGCGAGAGAGAAAGAACAACAAUGAAUGCAAAAACAAAAUCAAAUAACUUUUAAAUGCAUUUUAACGUUUUGCAACUAAAUUUAAAA
This is a messenger RNA of Teleopsis dalmanni, 843 nucleotides long. Its product is annotated as growth factor receptor-bound protein 2-like. Gene Ontology annotation, molecular function: protein binding. The transcript has 4 exons. Bases 12 to 560 code for a protein of 182 amino acids. The record is from RefSeq and is a predicted model, not a curated record. NCBI's taxonomy places the organism in Eukaryota, Metazoa, Arthropoda, Insecta, Diptera, Diopsidae.